AUAUAAUAACCGAGAGUAUGUAGAAAACGAAUGUUAUUACAAACAUGAGACUCAGUGAUUUAGUGAAGUUAUUUGUAAAUGGUCUGUAAGUGAAGUAUGUAGCGAGUGAUUCAGUUCAGUGUAAGCAAUGAGAACUACCAUUCAGUUACUCGAUCGAUUAACUGUGGAACUCUACAAAGUCCGAAGACCUCCAGGGGGAGAAAGUAGCGAUAUUUUUGGCUCUGCCAACGGUCAGGAAGAACAAAGUCCACGAGUAGUUAACCGCGUAAUGCAAUCUAACAUAUUCAGGCAAGAUGAUAUCGAUACACUUUCAACACAACAGAGGAGAAAAAUCCAAGAGAGUGACAGCCAGAAUCGACUGUUUGGGCCGCCAGAGGAAAACAAUUCAUCAAGGAAUGUUGUUGAUCGGUUAAAGUCAAAUAUAUUUCCUGACGAAAAACAAGAUAACCAAACAUUACAUCCUUCGAUUUAUGAUACAGAAGGCCAAGUUUCUAAUAAUAAUUCAACGACUCCAGAAAAGAUGAAGACUCGCACUAGAAUCCCUCCAGGUGGAAUCUCAUCCGGAAUAUUUUAAGAAAAGGCUGGUUGCUAGAAAUCAGAAUAAUGGUCAUUAUUCUAAAACACUCUUUAGGAUUUGUUUGACUUUUCAGAUAUUUUACAAGCUUUCUUUUUUAAUCAUAAUAAUUUUAUGUAUUUUUUGUUAUGCUAAGUUUGUUUGCAUUUUAAACAUAUGUUCUGAAUUGGCACAGGGCUAGAAACUGAAAAGUGAGUAAGACAGUGAACCAGGACGAAAACAUAUUUAUUAUUCAAAUGAAAGAGUAUACAUUUUUCUCCAGAAUGAAACUAAAGACCUAAGACACUUCCGUAUAAAUAUACAUGUUCUGCUUAUUGCCAAUUAAAGGUUCCUGUUACAACACUUGUCUUCUGAAUAAUACUUUUCGAAUUAGACCAAAACAGUGUGAUUUUCUUAUGUGUUUCUUACGUUCAAAUAAUUAUUUUCAGAGCUUUAAAGAUAUACUGUUUUAUCUUCACACUUUACGUUCCCGCAGUUUUAGAUGGCCUGAUAUACCAUUCUAUGUCAGUAAUUUGUGUUAGUAAAACGUAAUAGUGUACUUUAAUGUUGUUUUUUUUAACUAUUUCGAAAUAAAAUAUUUCAAAAAGUGGUAAA
Molecule: messenger RNA, 1168 nt
Organism: Limulus polyphemus (Atlantic horseshoe crab)
Lineage: Eukaryota; Metazoa; Arthropoda; Merostomata; Xiphosura; Limulidae
Exons: 3
Coding region: 128-574 (148 amino acids)
Cellular component (GO): nucleus
Source: RefSeq, a predicted model, not a curated record